AUCAAUCAUGCUCCACUUCGUAACUUUCUUGACGACUCGUCUGCCGUUCUUUCCGGAGCCGUCCCGAUUCCAUCUUUGAUCUCCUGUCUCGACAUCCAUCAUCAUGAAGGCUACUGUUGCUUCGAUGGCGGCCGCCGUCGCCGUGGGCGCCUCGGCCGUCAUGGCCCUGCCCCAGCAGAUCCAGGCCCGUGACAGUGUCACCCCGAUCACCGUCAAAGGAAACGCUUUCUUCCAGGGUGACAACCGCUUCUACAUCCGUGGUGUCGACUACCAGCCCGGUGGCUCCUCCAAGCUGGAGGACCCCAUCGCGGAGCCGACCACUUGCAAGCGCGAUAUCGCCAAGUUCCAAGAGCUGGGCGUGAACACCGUCCGUGUCUACUCCGUCGACAACUCCAAGAGCCACGAUGAGUGUAUGCAGGCGUUGGCUGAUGCUGGCAUCUACCUCGUCCUCGAUGUCAACACUCCCAAGUACUCGCUCAACCGGGCCGACCCCGAGACCUCGUACAACGCCGUCUAUCUGCAGAAUGUCUUUGCGACCGUCGAGGAAUUCGCCCAGUACCCCAACACUCUCGCUUUCUUCUCCGGUAACGAGGUCAUCAACGAUGGACCUUCCUCCUCGGCCGCUCCCUAUGUCAAGGCCGUCACCCGUGAUAUCCGCCAGUACCUCCGUGAGAGACACUUGCGUGAUGUUCCUGUUGGUUACUCUGCUGCCGAUAUCGACACCAACCGUCUUCAGAUGGCUGAGUACAUGAACUGCGGUACCGACGAUGAGCGCAGCAGCUUCUUCGCCUUCAACGACUACUCGUGGUGUGACCCCUCCUCUUUCACUCAGUCUGGUUGGUCUCAGAAGGUCCAGACGUUCUCCCACUACGGCCUGCCUCUCUUCCUCUCGGAAUACGGUUGCAACACCAACAAGCGUGAGUUCCAGGAAGUCGGUUCGCUGUACUCGACCCAGAUGACAGCCGUCUACUCUGGUGGUCUCGUGUACGAGUACUCCAACGAGGGUAGCAACUAUGGUCUGGUCACCAUCGACGGUAACAGCGUCACUGAGCGUCCUGACUUCACUGCCCUGCAGUCUGCUUUCAAGAAGACCCCCAACCCCCAGGGUGACGGUGGCUACAACAAGACCGGUGGUGCCAACCCUUGCCCUGCCAAACAGGCCCCCGCCUGGAACGUCGACAGCACUGACGCUCUUCCUGCUAUCCCCGAUGCCGCCAAGAAGUACAUGACCCAGGGUGCCGGUAAGGGUGUUGGUUUCAGCGGUUCCGGCAGCCAGAACGCCGGCGGAAGUGGUGCCACUUCCACCGGCACUGCCGCCCCGGGCUCUGGCUCUGGCGGCUCUUACUCCACUGGUACCUCUUCCGGCAGCAGCUCCAGCGGUUCUUCCUCCAGCUCCAAGGGUGCCGCCGCUGGUCUCCGCGCUCCGGAGAUGACUCUGGCGCCCAUUGUCUGCGGUCUUGUUGUGACCAUUUCCACCUUCUUUGGUGCCUCCAUGAUCUUGAUCUAGACUGGAAAUAGUCUGGAAACCAAGUGUUUCAUCUUUUUUCCUUCCCACGGACACAAUUCGGGACUCUUUUUCUCCAUUUGGGAUUUCAUAGCAUUAGAAGGUUAGGUUUGGAUUUGUAUGGUAGAUUAACCCACACAGUCGGCUCUGAAGCGCAGGUCG
Messenger RNA from Paecilomyces variotii, 1666 nucleotides. Its product is annotated as 1,3-beta-glucanosyltransferase Gel1. Gene Ontology annotation, cellular component: fungal-type cell wall; cytoplasm. Bases 104 to 1507 code for a protein of 467 amino acids. The transcript has 3 exons. NCBI's taxonomy places the organism in Eukaryota, Fungi, Ascomycota, Eurotiomycetes, Eurotiales, Thermoascaceae. The record is from RefSeq and is a predicted model, not a curated record. Gene Ontology annotation, molecular function: 1,3-beta-glucanosyltransferase activity. Gene Ontology annotation, biological process: fungal-type cell wall (1->3)-beta-D-glucan biosynthetic process.